ACGCUCCUGUGGGCGCACAGAGUUAGUCCAGGCGACCUGCUGCGACUGGCGGAUUCUUAUAGUCCUAUUCAUAUCCGAGCAUAUUUUGUGGAUACUUUGUAGCAAGGAGGGGAUCCGGCAACGUUCUGUGAUUCCAUUUUUGGAAAUGAAGGACAUAUUCACUCCAGAUUAAAAAGGCGCACUAUUUUUCACGUUGACGUUUUUUUAAUAAGCAGUUUACCUAAAACUUCUUUUGUGUCUUUUGCGACUAACGCUGGAACCCUGGGACCCGUACAAUGGCCGACAGCAAGCAUCCGCAUGUUAUUUUCUGCGACGACUCGCCCAAACGCGUUCUGGUGUCCGUCAUCAAGACCACCCCGAUCAAGCCGAGGAAAGCGGACGCGCAGACGCCGACGAGCCCCGGCUUCAGCGACUUCAUGGUCUACCCGUGGAAGUGGGGGGAGAACGCCCACAAUGUGACACUGAGCCCGGGCUCGAUGAGCGGGGAUUCGUCCCCCACUGGGACCCAGUCGGCCAGAGAGGCAGACACUGCACCCUCACCUGACCAGAUCAAGGAUGGCAUCCGCAGAGGCCGCCCACGCGCUGACACCGUCCGGGAGCUCAUCAGCGAAGGGGAGACCUCAUCCAGUCGCAUCCGCUGCAACAUCUGCAACCGGGUGUUCCCCAGAGAGAAGUCUCUCCAGGCCCAUAAGAGGACACACACGGGAGAGAGGCCCUAUCUGUGUGACUACCCGAACUGCGGCAAGGCGUUCGUCCAGAGCGGUCAGCUGAAGACGCACCAGCGGCUGCACACCGGGGAAAAGCCCUUUGUCUGCUCAGAGAAAGGAUGUGGCAACCGGUUCACACACGCCAACCGUCACUGCCCCAAGCAUCCUUUCUCCCGCCUGAAGAGGGAGGAACCAAAGGAGGGCCUGGAGAAGGCCCAGUCGGUGGACAACAAGGCCGUGGCCGAGUGGCUGGCGAAAUACUGGCGAACCCGCGAGCAGCGCGCCCCCACGACCACCAAGGCGAAGCCGGCGGGCAAGGCCAGGACGGAGGACCAGGAGCAGCAGGACCCCAUGGAGUUCCUCCAGUCCGACGAGGAGAACGGGGAGGAGGACGAGGACGGCGGCGGCGAGGAGGAGGAGAAGGCCAGCGUGGGAGGGGGAGCCGCCAAGCGCCGCCUGCAGGAGCAGCGCGAGCGUCUCCACGGCGCGCUGGCCCUCAUCGAGCUGGCCAACAACCUGUCUGCCUGAGCGCCCAACGCCGCUCCUCAGAUCUCCAGUCCCCAAGUCGCCUUCCUGUCGCGUGCUGUAGCUACCAGAUCCCUCCCAGACGCAGACGGAUGAAGAGAUGAAUGGGCCUAGGGUCAGUGUUAUGGACGGCGUCAUCGAUCCCCCCUCCCCCCCGGCACCAGGAAGGCACAAGCUAAAGCACCUUAUUCAGCUUCUAUUUUAUCCUCUUAGGCUGCUAUAAUUGUAGAUUUGACUAUAUGAAGAAUGUCUUUCCUUCUUACCUUUUUUUUUUAUUAUGUUUUGGAUUUGUUUUGUUUGCACUUUGAUGGUAACGAGUUUUUAAGUAUAUUGUGAGUGUACGAGUGUGUAUGAUUGGUGUAUAUAUGGAUUAAGCUCAGAGGGACCGAAGGAUUCAGGGUGUGCUCCAUCACUGGAAGUGUCCGGUUGCCUAGCAACCGCUUCCAAGUCUGGCCCCUAGUGUCGCGAGCGCACGGCGGCUGUGGAAGCUUUGGGGCGCGCUCAGACUCGCCGGUGUAGUUGUGCGGCGUGAAGCGGGACGCGGCCGGGGAGCUGGAUCUGUUUGACGUGGCGUUUUUCAUGUGCGGUCAUUGCAAGCCUAAUCCAGGUGUCCGCACGGACACAAGCUCUUCCUGGAACCUCUGCACAACAUUUAAAGGGGCUGCGAGGCGGGAGGGGGUCCGCUGCUAAAACGGACAGACCAUAGCACGCAGGACAGCAGACGUCGGCCACCUUUUAUAUUAAAAGGUGUCUGAGCGGCCAUGAUCCGGGCACGGCGUCAUAAUUUGGAUAUUUUUAUAUAAUGCAGAAAGGGAGAUGUUGUGACUUAAAUCUGUCACUUCCAUUCAGACCUCCCGCUGAUUUUGAAGAAGCACUUACUCAUGAAAGAGUCUUGGCUUAAGCUUGCAAUGCACUGAAGAUUAGGUUUCUUGUGUGGCACCUGUUCAUAAGCGGGUUUGUGUAG
Betta splendens (Siamese fighting fish) is the source of this 2196-nucleotide messenger RNA. RefSeq names its product zinc finger protein 367 (gene znf367). Gene Ontology annotation, molecular function: RNA polymerase II cis-regulatory region sequence-specific DNA binding; DNA-binding transcription factor activity, RNA polymerase II-specific. The record is from RefSeq and is a predicted model, not a curated record. Gene Ontology annotation, biological process: regulation of transcription by RNA polymerase II; central nervous system development. Lineage: Eukaryota; Metazoa; Chordata; Actinopteri; Anabantiformes; Osphronemidae. Bases 276 to 1235 code for a protein of 319 amino acids. The transcript has 5 exons. Gene Ontology annotation, cellular component: nucleus.